CUGUCAGACUUGAAACAGCCAAAAGGAAGAGAAGAAAGGAUGGUGAGAACAGAAGAAAGCGCCGAACUGUAGUCGUAGAAAGUCCGGGGGGGUAAAAAAGUCCUGACUGUUUAAAAAGUGAGAGGAGAACCCAGCGCGCGAGCCCAACUGACUCACGCUGAGCGGCUCGAGACGAUCUUUGAAAAGCAACAACCUCCGUUCGACUAGAGUUGCGUAGAUAAAAGGGUUUUUAAAUGCAACGCUGUGUGAAGAUCAUGGCAGCCGACACGAAGAGCUCACUGGGCAGCAAUAUCUGCCCAAACCGCAGCCGGAGAAAGCUGCUGGUCGCCGUGGAUCUCUUCUGCCUGUUCUUAGCCGGCCUGCCUUUCUUGGUCAUUGAGACCUCCGCUGUUCAGCCGUACCGUAGAGGGUUUUACUGCGACGAUGAAUCCAUCAGGUACCCGGCCAAAAGCGGAGAGAUCGUUAGCGACACUCUGCUUAGCGCGACAGGCAUUCUAAUCAGCAUCCUCUCUAUCAUAAUAGGUGAAAGCUUCAGGAUCUUCUUUCUGACCAAGGAAUCCAAGUCGUUUGUUGGGAACCCCUACUUUGCUGCUUUCUACAAACAGAUUGGGGUGUUCCUCUUUGGCUGUGCCAUCAGCCUGUCCUUCACCAACAUCGCCAAGGUGACGCUAGGCCGCCUGCGGCCACACUUCAUCGACGUGUGCAAGCCUGACUUCUCCACCAUCAACUGCUCCCUGGGCUACAUCACGGAGUACACGUGUCUAGGGUCAGAGAGUAAAGUCCAAGAGGCUAGGAAGUCAUUCUUAUCUGGACAUGCGUCGUUCUCCAUGUACACCAUGCUCUACCUAGUGUUUUACCUGCAGUCUCGCUUAACUUGGAACGGAGCCCGCCUGCUGCGUCCGUUGACCCAGUUCGCCCUCAUCAUGAUAUCCUUCUACACUGGCCUGACCCGGGUGUCCGACCACAAGCACCACCCCGCCGAUGUCCUGGCCGGGUUCUUUCAGGGCGCCCUGGUGGCCGUCUGCAUCGUUUUCUUUGUGUCCGAUUUGCUUUGGCCCAAAAGAGGAUGGUGCCUUUUGACCCAGAUGCCGGUGAAGAAAGAUUGCCUUCCUCCAGCAGACACCAGGGAGCAGGGCAACCCUCUCACCAUGGUGUAAAAACAAGGCUGAAAACCGACUGAAAGCAAGAAAUGAGCAGAACUGUGCCUUUGUUAUUACUAUUAUUAUUAUUAUUUUCCUACAGCCACUUGUUCUUACUGAAUGAAAUGGACACUCUGGAAAGUGCAGAAGUGAACCACAGAAAGCAGUUAAAGAAAGUUUUGCUUUCUGAAGAACUUUUUCUUUUUUUUUAAUGUUUUUCCCCAAAUCUCACAAGACAUGUGAAUGUGUAGGGAGGUGAGACGACCUUUUUGUUGUUGUUGUUUUGUUACACAAGGAGUAUUUGACCUUCUCUUCUGUUAUGAAGAACUUUUUGGGUUUUUUCUGAGCAAAAGUCCGGAAUUCAAGCAAAAGCCUACGAAUGGCGGCCGCUAACAAAGCUGUGUGCGGCUUUUCUGCGUUUUAUUUGUCCAGCAUGGGCGCUCCACUCGUAGCCCUGCUCCUCGCUGUGUGACUCAUAUUUGAACAGAAUAAAAAUAAACAAUAAAAAAUACAAAUUCCUCUAUUUCAGGAAGGAUAUUGUUUUAGUUUAUUACAAGACAUUGCAUGCGUGACUUUUAAAGCACUAUUUUCCUCUAGUAUUGUUCGUCACCUCUUGAACGACCUUUUUUGAAAAGCUUUUGGAAAGCUUCACUCUGUGUGUAGUUCAGUGUUGCCUCAGACGUUAUAGUUAUGUGGAAAAUACAGCGACGAUGUGGGUGGGUUUUAGAUGUGGGCCUCAUUCUGCUGGCAUGGAUGGGCCCCCACUGAGCCGUUUAAUGAAAUGACGGUCUUUUAUAUGUGCCAGACGGGUGUUCACGCGUUAGGUCAGAGUGUGUGUGCGUGUGUGUUUUAAGGUUAGGUCGUAUAUUUCAGUAUUCAUCGCCUAAAAGUGUGGCAGAGAAGAGGCACCUGUUUUAGCAUACAAAUUGAUACAAUUUGAUCACAUGUACCCGUUACUUAUCAUUGGUUUCCUAUAACACUUAUGGCUAUGUAGCUAUGUGUGUAUGUGUUGCCAGUAGAGAUGCACUGACCAGUGACUGGCCAGUUGGAAACUCAAAAAUCUAGUCCUUUCCAACCAGGGAACGCAGCAUAACGAAGGCCAAUACCUUGGUGAGCAUGGAGAUGUUAGCCUUUGGCAAUUUUUGAUAUGGACGUCAUUCGAAGCUAGCCGUGUUCAGUGUCAGUGAAAUGUUUUAAAACGAGUCGAAAGAAGAACCAAACAUUUUAGAAGCUAAGGUUAGCUGUAUUUGCAAUGGAGGGAUGCUAGCUGCUCAUUCAGGCUAGACUCCCAACACUUCUUGAACAUAUGUGAGUUUUUCCAAGUAUGCUAACUACUCUAAUCAUGUUAACCAUUGUAAUUUUAUGGUAAUCUCUGCAAUGCGAUGCCAAAAACAUAAUACCCAUAGUAGCUUAUGUUGUAAAUUCACAUAAUUGGGAUGUCGGUAGAGAUGCGCUGACCUGUGACUGGCCAGUUGGGAACUCAAAAAGUCAGGGAUUGCACUGUAAAGAAGGCUAACAGGUUACACAGCUAGCCUUGGACAUUCUUCAACGUGGACAUUGUUACAUGGAGCUAGCGAUGUUUGGUAUCAGUGAAAUGUUUUAACCUCGAGUUCGAAGAAGAACCGAAGGUUUAGGAAGCUAUUUGAAGAUUAGCCGUAUUUACUGUGGAGGGAUGCUAGCUGCUCUAGACUUCUUUUGGUGUUAAUACUUCUGGACCUUUUCAAUAUCUAGGAUCUCAUGCCAAAAACAACUCAUAAUGUUAACUCUAUUAUUUUCUUCCUGUUUUACCCCUUUCUCACACAGUGUGACUUCGCCUCUGAUCCAAGUACAAUGGCUCAUUUAAAAAUAAUUAAUUUUCUGACAGCAGGAAUUCUUUAUUAAAAACAGUUGGAUUAAGUGACAAAUCAGAAUCAACUUAAACUGAUAUUACUAGAACAUAGGCUGCUAUUAUAACUUUUAACUGUAGGAACUGUACGUUGGAACAUUUUAGCCGUUUUUAACUAAUAUAUUUUAGAACCUAGAUACAAGCUGUACAAAAUUGGAGAUCGACAACAGAACUCUGAUCGGCGAAUCUCUAGAUGACAUAAACCUGAUGUAAUACCUGCAGUGUGCUUGCAUGACUCCGUUGUGAAGCACAUAUAGGAAGCCAGUGCCUUAAAAUAUCCAGACUCGCUUAUAAAUAACUAAGACUGCCUCAGAAAGUUCACUGUGCCACUACGUGUUGUAAAUUGCUGUAAAGUGUGUCCUGUUUGUGUCCUGCAGAAACGCCCACUAUGACUCUGCGUUGAGACCUGUGUAAAUGUAGAACGUGCUUCUGCGUGAGGCAAACAGCGUCCAGUGAAGUGAAUAUUAACUUGUAUAAAACCAAGAACGAAGCGGGUCAAAACCAGACUCCUUCGGUUCUGGGGUUGUUGUUUUUUUUCUGUUUUGUUAUAAGAACAAAACAAACAAAAAAAACUUUAUAUUUUUGUAAUGUGAAAUUUUAUACCAUAAAGCUGUAUUAAAGAGAGGAUGUCUUUAAUAAAAACACAAAAGAAAAGUGAA
Molecule: messenger RNA, 3683 nt
Organism: Xiphophorus hellerii (green swordtail)
Lineage: Eukaryota; Metazoa; Chordata; Actinopteri; Cyprinodontiformes; Poeciliidae
Product: phospholipid phosphatase 3-like
Exons: 6
Coding region: 234-1157 (307 amino acids)
Biological process (GO): cell-cell adhesion; phospholipid dephosphorylation; signal transduction
Cellular component (GO): plasma membrane
Molecular function (GO): phosphatidate phosphatase activity
Source: RefSeq, a predicted model, not a curated record